Molecule: messenger RNA, 4200 nt
Organism: Labeo rohita (rohu)
Lineage: Eukaryota; Metazoa; Chordata; Actinopteri; Cypriniformes; Cyprinidae
Gene: stard7
Product: StAR-related lipid transfer (START) domain containing 7
Exons: 8
Coding region: 545-1750 (401 amino acids)
Molecular function (GO): lipid binding
Source: RefSeq, a predicted model, not a curated record
UUCGACGCAACUCGCACUCCACCAGAGAGGUGUGAGGACAUGAAGCUAGCGCACGAGGAUAAAAGUAAGAUUAAUUUAACGUCAGGAUUACGAAAAUAAGCUUAGCUUAUAUAAAAUAUCAAGUAAGACGUACCGUUGAAAACAUUCGAGUUGUUUUCGUUGGUGUAAUUAGACUCUGCCCGUCGUCGCAUGUUAUUGAAUGUUGGCUAGCUAGUCAGUUGAUGUUACUGCAGUUGUUCGCAAAUGUCAAACUGUUUGUUUAUAUAGGAAAUUACUAUUAUAGCGUGUCAUAAUAUGAGAUGAGAAUACGACAGAAAAAUUAAUUUGCUGUCGUAUAUUUUAGUUGUUACAGGUUAAAACCUGUCGUUAAUUAUAUUGCAAAAUAAUCGCUAGUGCAUGUCAACUUGACAUUGCGUUGCACUUGUCUCAGUCCUGUUAAUACAUGGGAACUAAUUUGUAUAGUAAAUCUUUGUUUUUUAGCUAAUUCAGCGCGGACUUCAAAGUCAAAUCUAGAUAUCAUCGACUCGUGGUUCUAGAAGCAAAGAUGUUCCCCUCCGUCCAGCACCGCCCAGUGUGCAAUAUAGGGGCCAGAGCUGUCCGAUUGCAAAACUUCAGCACUUUUAAGCAAAGUAGUGCGAUAAGUAGCAAAUCAUGGAGUUUGUCAUGGCUGGGUGAACGCGUAGGCCUGCUGGUGUCAUGGCUCCAGAAAGCAGGAAGGGGAACGAACAAGCUGGCCUCCGAGAAAAAGAAGAAGGAGAGGCUACUGUCUAUAUUCGCCAACCACUGCAGUUUUGUGACAGGCCAGAGGCUGAGAAGAGCCCUUCAGAUAGGAGAGCUGUACUCGAACCUGUACUCCGAGAGGAGCAGGUGGACACUCGUGGGCAACAUAUGGCGACGCCUGCAGAGCAAACACGCCCCCACUGGAAAACUCAUAGCAGCACUGGCUGGCGUCUUCAUGUGGGAAGACGAGAAGAUUGGGGAUGAUGAGCUAAGAAGGUGUGCAUGGGAGCUGCAGGCACUGGAGUCGGUGAGAAGCCAGAAUGUGAACCCAAAGACAGCUGUGCGUGUAGAUCCAGCCUGGGAGGUGGUCGUGGAGAAGAAAAACUUCAGAGUUUGGAGGAGGCCUAUCCAGGGUAGCCAUCUUUUUGAAUACAGAGUGUUUGGUUCAUAUACAGACGUGACCCCCCGGCAAUUCUUCAAUGUUCAGUUGGACACAGAGUACAGAAAGAAGUGGGACGCACUGGUUAUCAAACUGGACGUGGUGGACAGGGACGUCAACACAGGCACUGAAGUCAUUCAUUGGGCGACACAUUUUCCAUAUCCUAUGUACUCCAGAGAUUAUGUCUACGUGCGCCGAUAUCAUGUUGAUGUGGAGAACAACUUAAUGAUCUUAGUCUCCAGAGCCGUCAGACAUCCCUGUGUCCCAGAAACCCAGGAAUUCGUCCGAGUUCACUCUUACCAGUCCAAGAUGGUCAUCCGCCCACAUAGGUCAUUUGACGAGAAUGGCUUUGAUUACCUGCUGACUUACAGCGAUGAUCCCCAGACGGUCUUCCCUCGCUAUUGUGUCAGCUGGAUGGUGUCUAGCGGCAUGCCAGACUUCCUGGAGAAGCUUCACACCGCUGCUCUCAGAGCUAAAAACAUGGACGUUGGCAUCCACGACUACGUCAGCAUCAUAAAACCUACCCAACCCACCCAAGAGCGACUAGCUGACAACGCUCACACCGGAGGCCCGAGUCAGAUCUACGCCUGAGCGUCUGACAACAGCGAUUGCUGUACAGUGGUAAAAUGACCCAGAACUGAACAGUUGUCACUUGAGGGGUCAUUAAUGGAAACCACAAAGAAAUCCAAACCAUCUAUUCUCAAAAUUCAUCUAUGCUGUUGACCAAUACUGCACUAGCUGUAAUACUGAGCACUCACAUUCUCCAUUUCAUGCGCUGUUAGUUUGCUUCCUCUUUCUGCAGGGUGCAUCUAAGCCAAGCUGCUAAGAUGAGCCAAAAUAAUGCCAUUUAUUAAUUGUAGUUUCUUCUGCCAAGACGUAUUUCACUCCACAUUUAAAUCAUGAUCAUCAAAAUUGAUCACGCUGUUGAGAUACUGAAAAACAACAGGAGAAGCAUCUACACGGCCUAUAACCUUCAACUUCAAGAAGUUGCUUAUGCAGAAAGCCACUUUUCUCACUUUGUGGUUUUUUUUUCCUCCAGUUUAUACUGUGACAAGCUGCUCUCAGCUAAAGCAGAUCGACUCACCAUCGUCCUCAUUUACCGUGUGAAUGUUCACUGCCAGUAAAACCCAAACAGCCUUCAUAGGAUCACCAAAACCUCCUCUGGAAACGCAAGAGAGGUGUGUCUUAUGCCAACAACCGCAACAUCCUCACGAUCAGCUGCGCUCUCCAGGGCUGUUUAAGGUCUAAAACAUCUUUUCUACUACUGAACUCCAGCAAAUGAGGACACUGUGACUCGAUAGUGUAAUGAAAGUGGAAGCACGGCAUGCUCGUCAGCAUACAAAUGCACUGCAGAAUGGAUUUUAUGCAAGUGCAAAGAAUUAGGGUGUUUUGGUGAAUGGGAUCGUCUGUGUUAAACGUUCAUACUUCAGAAAAGAUAAAGAAUUGGUACGGUCAAACUUGGCUUGUUGAGGCAGAUUACACUGACUUCGGACAACCUGCAGACGUAAAUCAAGAUUCUUGUCCUUGUCUUGACCUUGAUUUCAUACUGAUACAGUAGCACUUCAGUUUGCUGUGUGGAUCAAUCAUCUGAGGAAAUGCAAAGGUACAUGCAUUUCUUGUACCCAUUUCUUCUUUAUGGUCUCUGCAGAGGAAAUGAAAACCGAUCUUUGAAUCUCAAGGUCAGAUUUUGUGGUGGAUGUGAGCAAAUAUAUACUCGUUUGUGACAGAUGUCCUCUGUUUGAAUGAGGUUAGCACUUGAUAGCGGCAUGACACUUUUUGUUACAUGAGUGGUAAAUAAGCAUAAUUUGCAAAGGAAUUAUGUUGCACUUAAAAUGAGAAUGGUCCCAAAGAUGCACUGUUGAGUUGGUUGAUUACAUCUCAACCUUGUGACUUCCUGUUUUGAACAUCUGCUCUUUACUGAAGGUGCAAGUAAACAUCAGCAUCCUGUUCACUUUUGUUCCAUAUGAAAUUAAUUCCCUUUGUUUCUUUAAUUUCGUCAGAAUACCUUUGUUGCACCAUACUGUUAAGGUUCAUCAUGAAAAGACAAGGCCUAAAUAUAUUUGUGUAUGUUUAACACCUAGAUAGCACUGUCCUGUUUACAUCCCAGUGGUUUAAAGGCGGUAAAAAUAGCUUUUUUUGUUUAAAAAAAACUUGGUUUUCUAUUAUUUUGUUUUGUUUAAAACUGUUGUUCACAGUGGUCAGUCAAAAAGUACUUUGAAAGGUGUUGUUAGUAAGGAAUAUUCCUAGUUUAUAGGUGUUGCGCUCUAUUGACAACAUUUGUGCCAUGUUGUUGAUUACCACAGAUAAUAGUUUUGAUUUCGAUCUUAGUUUUUCAUUUUCGAGGUUCGAGUUGAAAUUAUGUACUGUGCUAAUAUAGCAUAACUAUGCUUUUUGCUCUUUAAAGGGAUAGUUCACCCAAAAAGGAAAAUUCUGUCAUUAAUUACUAACCCUCAUGUUGUUCCAAACCUAUUAGGAGCGGAUUUCAUCAAAAAUAUCUUAAUUUGUGUUCUGAAGAUGAAUGAAGGUCUUAGGUUUGGAACAAUUUGAAAGUAAUUAAUAACAGAAAUUUUAUUUUUGGGUGAGCUGUCCCUUUAAUACAUAUAAGUACAAAUAUUCCAGUGUCAUAUUUUGUUCCAUUUCCCAAAAAUAAGUGUUAAUUUAUUUACAGGCAAAUUACAAUACUGUCCACUCACCCUGAAUAUGGUUGUUAAGCACAUUCAAUAUUUUCUAUCAUUUCAUCAAAACAUGUUAAAAUCUCAGAAAAUUACUAGUAUACUGAAAAGUGCAUUUUCUUGGUGUUUGACUAUACUCAGCUUAUGAUUUGAGUCGAAGCAUCAUGAUAAAACAACCGCAGUUUAAUGCGCUUGAAAGCAUUUUCACUUUUUCUAAUAUCUAAACUAGAAGUGUUCUACUUUAAUCUCAAAUGAAAUAGUGGAUGUAUGAAUGAUUAAGACACAAGAAGCAUGAGAGUUUGUUUUUGCUCUAUUGUGAAAAUGAUCCACCUAAUUCAUUAAUUGGUGACAAUAAAAAAUUUGAAGUAA